Messenger RNA from Etheostoma spectabile (orangethroat darter), 1006 nucleotides. Its product is annotated as olfactory receptor 10A6-like. Lineage: Eukaryota; Metazoa; Chordata; Actinopteri; Perciformes; Percidae. The coding region runs from base 1 to 954 and encodes 317 amino acids. The record is from RefSeq and is a predicted model, not a curated record. Gene Ontology annotation, molecular function: olfactory receptor activity; G protein-coupled receptor activity; odorant binding. Gene Ontology annotation, biological process: detection of chemical stimulus involved in sensory perception of smell; G protein-coupled receptor signaling pathway. Gene Ontology annotation, cellular component: membrane. The transcript has 2 exons.
AUGGCAAAUUCAACUUUAUCUUACUUUGUUCUUAGUUCUUAUUUACAUGUGCAGACUUUGAGAUACUUGUAUUUUAUGUUAACUGCCAUGUUAUACAUUCUUAUUAUUGUUGCCAAUGUGUUGCUGGUUGUGGUUAUCUGUGUGAACAGGAGCUUACAUGAACCUAUGUACCUUUUUCUGGUCAGCCUGUUUGUAAAUGAACUGUAUGGUAGUACAGGGUUGUUUCCAUUCCUUCUGGUUCAGAUCCUCUCGGACAUUCACACUGUUUCUGCUCCCUUCUGCUUCCUGCAGAGUUUUUGUGUGUUUACAUAUGCAAAUGUGGAAUUUAGUAACUUGGCUGUGAUGUCUUAUGACAGAUAUCUUGCUAUCUGUUAUCCUCUGCAAGAACAGUAUCACACACGUAUGACAUCUAACAAGGCUGUUAUCCUGAUUAUUGUAAUAUGGUUGUACUCUUUUGUGAAAUUCUUAAUUACUUUAUCCUUGAACAUGCGUUUGACUCUCUGUGGAAACGUUAUAAACAGUGUGUAUUGUCAUAACUACCUUGUUGUUAAGUUGGCCUGUUCUGACAUCAUGUUCAAUAACAUUUAUGGUCUUUUUGGUGCUGUUCUUACCGUCUUAGUCCCUCUGCUUCCGGUCCUUUUCUCCUACAUGAGGAUCCUUAAAGUGUGUUUUUCUGGUUCUAAGCAGACGAGACAGAAAGCUGUCAGCACCUGCACCCCCCACCUCGCUUCCCUCCUAAACUUCUCUUUUGGCUGCUGCUUUGAAAUACUCCAGAGUAGAUUUGAUGUGACCCGUGUACCCAGUGUGUUUCGCAUCAUUUUGUCGCUGUAUUUUCUCCUCAUACAGCCUCUUCUGAACCCUCUCAUGUAUGGAUUGCAAAUGACAAAAAUACGCAAUGCAUGUAAACUUGUCCUUCGUUAUAAGAUCUUUGCCUGUCGCAGAGAUACGAUGUAGAUGUAAUUACAACGUAUCAGUAAAUUAUUAUUGACAAGGCUUUCUAACUAAC